CGUUGACCCGGAGCCCGGCUUCAUCCCGGGCGGCGGCGCUGCUAGGAUUGGGCAGCAGCGACACACCGGCCCCACGCGCACCCACUGCCCCCGUGUGCGCGCCGCCGAGUCCUCGCGCGUCGGUUCCUCGAUCGAUUCGCAGAUCCCCAACCUAGGCGGCUUUCCGGGCUCCCGCGCCUGGGCACAAGUGUAAGCUGUAACCAUGACUACUGAAGUUGGCUCUGCCUCUGAAGUGAAGAAGGAUUCUGACCAGUUGGGAGCAGGUACAACCAAGGAGCAAGCUAAAGAGGCGGCAGAAAAUCAGCAGAAUCAGUCAUCUAGUCAAGAGGAGGAAAAAGGCUCCCAGCCAUCUCCUGCAGCUGAAAGCCAAAGUGGUCCCCGCCGCCAGAAGCGAGAGAAGGAUCGAUCUGAGAGUAGAGGGAUUUCUCGAUUCAUACCCCCAUGGCUUAAGAAACAGAAGUCCUAUAACUUAGUGGUGGCCAAAGAUGGAGGAGCUAAAACUGAGCCUCCUCAAGGUGUCUUGGAAGAACAAGCCUUGGACAAAGAGGACUCCCUUCCUGAAGAAGAAAGAAAGGCCACGGGCAAUACUGAGGAAGUGGCCCAGAGGACACACCUGGAGGUGAAGGUGGAUGUCCGUGAAGACCAGCCCGCCGAGGGCCACGCUGAGACGCAGCCUGCUGAAAAAGGAAGGAAGGAGAGAGGAGAGGAGAAGGUUAAGGAAACACAGGAAGACAAAUCAGAAGGAGAAGCAGCAAACAGGGAGACGAAGGAAGUGCAGACCAAUGAGCUGAAAGCAGAGAAUGACUCUCAGAAAGCCAGCAAGAAGACCAAAACUGUGCAGUGUAAAGUGGUCCUCCUGGAUGGCACUGAGUACAGCUGUGACCUGGAGAAACGUGCCAAGGGACAGGCGUUGUUUGACAGUGUGUGUGAACAUCUCAAUCUCUUGGAAAAGGACUACUUUGGACUUUUGUUUCAGGAAAGUUCCGAGCAGAAAAACUGGCUAGAUCCUGCAAAAGAAAUAAAGAGACAACUGCGAAAUCUUCCCUGGCUAUUCACUUUUAAUGUGAAAUUUUAUCCUCCUGAUCCUUCUCAACUGACUGAAGACAUCACCAGAUACUUCUUGUGCCUUCAGCUGCGGCAGGACAUCGCCUCUGGCCGCCUGCCUUGCUCCUUUGUGACUCAUGCCCUUCUGGGAUCCUACACACUGCAGGCUGAACUUGGAGAUUACGACCUGGAAGAGCAUGGCAGUGUUGACCUCAGUGACUUCCAGUUUGCCCCCACCCAGACUAAGGAACUGGAAGAGAAGGUGGCUGAGCUGCAUAAAACCCAUAGAGGCCUGUCUCCAGCACAAGCGGAUUCUCAGUUCUUAGAAAACGCAAAGCGGCUUUCCAUGUAUGGUGUGGAUCUGCACCAUGCCAAGGACUCAGAAGGUGUGGACAUCAAGCUGGGUGUGUGUGCUAACGGGCUUCUCAUUUACAAAGAUAGACUGCGAAUCAAUCGUUUUGCAUGGCCGAAAAUCCUGAAAAUUUCCUAUAAACGCAGUAACUUCUACAUUAAAGUUAGACCAGCAGAGCUGGAGCAGUUUGAGAGCACCAUUGGAUUCAAGCUGCCAAACCAUCGGGCAGCGAAAAGGCUAUGGAAAGUAUGCGUGGAGCAUCACACUUUCUACAGGCUUGUGUCUCCAGAACAGCCACCAAAGGUCAAGUUCUUGACCUUGGGGUCCAAAUUCCGCUACAGUGGCCGCACCCAAGCACAGACACGCCAGGCAAGCACCCUCAUAGAUAGGCCAGCACCACAUUUCGAGCGCACCUCUAGUAAACGAGCCUCUAGGAACUUAGAUGGAGCUCCAGUUGUGGACCAAACGCCUGGGAAGGAUUUUCCUGGUGCUGCAGGGGCAGUCUCAGCAUACGGCCCUGUGGCUGGUGGUGCUGCCGUGGUACAGGAGGUCCAAAGCCCAAUCAGAGCCCCGCAUUUGCAGCUCUCCGAAGGAAAGAAAAAUUCCUUGAGAGUAGAAGGGGAUAAUAUUUAUGUCAGACAUAGCAAUUUAAUGUUGGAGGACCUGGAUAAAGCCCAGGAGGACAUACUGAAACAUCAGGCUAGCAUUAGUGAACUCAAGCGCAAUUUUAUGGAAUCCACACCUGAGCCGCGCCCUAACGAAUGGGAAAAACGACGUAUCACACCUCUGUCCCUACAGACUCAAGGGAGAAAAGGAGACCAUCUUUUCAAGGAUAUUUUAUCCAUGAAGGAGAAGUACCUGGUGGGAUCCACACGGACAGUUGAAGAAAAAGCUCAGGAGGCGGAUAAGAGCCUAGAAGAGGAGAUAACAUCCAUUUUGUUUAGUGGAAAGGGGUUUUCUGAUAGCAUGAAAGCCACCUUCCCUUCAGCCACCACUUGGACAGCAGAGGGCGCAGUUGUGAACUCUAAUGCACCUUCUAGAGAAAAGCUUUCCUCCUCCGGGCCCUUCUCACAUUUGCCUGAGACACGUGCUCCCGCGUCAGAAGGGCCUUGCACUGGAGCCAGGGAUGCUGUUAAGAGUUCACAUGAGACUCUGAAUGUAGUGGAGGAGAAACAGCGGGCAGAGGUUGGGAAAGAUGAAAAAGUAAUCACAGAAGAAGUGAAUGGUAAAGAGCUAUCACCUGGGAGUGGUCCUGGGGAGAUGCGUAAGGUGGAGGCUGUGACACACAAAGACUCCACCUCCCUGUCUUCUGAGAGCAGCAGCAGCAGCAGCAGCAGUGAGAGUGAGGAGGAAGAUGUGGGCGAAUACCAGCCCCAGCAGCGUGUGGCCGAGGGCACCAUCAGGGAGGAGCAGGAGGAGUUUGAUGAAGAGGCGGAGGAGACGCCUGGCCAAGUCACCAAGGUAGUGCAGAGGAAGGAAGCGGCACCCGAAGCCAGCCCAGAUGGACAGGCGGGGGCCGCUGGAAGCCCAGGAGACACAGAGACCCAGGACCAUGUAGUUGCCCCCAAGGGAUCUGGAGAAAGGAGUGUAAAUGAAGGCACAAUGAAGCAGGAGGGGAGAGAAGAAACAGAGGAAGAGCAGCAGAGAGUCAACGGAGAGGUGUCUCAUGUUGACAUUGAUGUUUUGCCACAAAUUAUUUGUUGUUCAGAGCCACCAGUGGUAAAAACAGAGAUGGUAACAAUUUCUGAUGCCUCACAAAGGACAGAAAUCUCCACCAAGGAAGUCCCCAUUGUCCAAACUGAGACCAAAACCAUCACUUAUGAGUCUCCACAGAUUGACGGUGGGGCUGCUGGUGAUUCGGGCACGUUGCUGAGCGCACAGACCAUCACAUCUGAGUCCAUGUCAACAACUACAACCACACACAUCACCAAGACUGUAAAAGGUGGAAUAUCUGAAACGAGAAUUGAGAAGCGCAUUGUGAUCACAGGUGAUGCAGAUAUCGACCAUGAUCAGGCCCUGGCUCAGGCAAUCAGGGAAGCCCGAGAGCAGCACCCUGACAUGUCUGUCACGAGAGUGGUUGUGCACAAAGAAACAGAGCUGGCAGAGGAAGGGGAAGAGUGACCAAGAAAGUCGUUUUUAAAACACAUUCAGCUUCAUGAAGAAUUUUGACCAUUUCAAGACUUAAUGCCACACCACUACUCCAGCAAAUUUGUGCUACGACUGGUAACAACGACCAGAAACCUGAAGAAUUAAAAUGCCAACACAAACCUUACCUUAACAGCUCUGGUCUAUACUGUUCCCAUGUAUUUUUAAUAUGUUACUUUUGUUUUAUAACCACUUCUAAAUAUUCUUGGUUCUUUCUACCCCUCCCCCCAUGAAGGGGUUUUGUUGUUUUCUAUUUCCUUUGUGUAUAACUACCUGCUUUUUAUGACUUAUUUGCUCAUAUGACAGUGAACAAAGCCAGCGUGGGCUGGUGAGGUGCUGUUCACUUGAACAGGUGCUGUUGUGUGGAAAGGAAACUCUGUGACUAAUUUAGAUGGCAGUUUUCCUCCUUCCAGAUUUCUUGCCAUUGAAUUCUUACAGUAAAUAUUUAGAGUCUUCAGAUUUCAGUACAUGUACUGUCUGAGAAAAUAUUAAUACCAAUUAAAAACAUUUCUUACAUCUGGAAAAUUUUCUAAUGUUUGAGAAUUUCACUGGGUUUUUUAAAAUAUUGAACCCUUUUGACUUUCCAGUCCUGUGACUUUUUACAUUCUGUAGGAAGUCAGAGACUCUCCAGACUGGAGAACUGUGAAAUUCGCUGACCACGCACUGUGUUCCAAGAGCCUGUGGCAGUGGAGUGCCAGUGCUUCUCAAACACAGGCUUUGGUAGCAUUCCCGGGAGAAGAGAGGGGACACAGUGGUCCCUUCCCUUCUACUAAAACAGCCAGGCAGCUUAAAACCAUAGUGCUUUCUGUCUUAAUGUUUCCAAGUUCCAGAUCUUUCCAUUAUCUGAACACAUGAGUAGCACCCUUGCUUUUUAUUAAAUGUCCUUGUCUAUAUGUAAAACUGACCUUUUGUUACUGAGCAGAUGUAUCUCUGUCAGAAGGCUUGAUGACCGUACAGAUGGGAGGUGUUGGGGAGAGGAGCAGGGUUUACGGUGGUGUUGGGCUGAAUGUAAGAGAGCUAAGCCAUUUCAAGCUGACACCAGAGACCUGAUAGGGAUGUAUUAACUGUAUUGAACAUUUUCUCCUUGCUUUUGACCCUAUAUAUAGUUAAGAUGCCAGGUUAGAUUUAUAGCAGCUUCAAGUUGUAUUAAAUGAUAUUUUGCUUUCUGUAAUACUGUUAUAAAAUAAAGUUUGUUUAUUCUCUAAA
Molecule: messenger RNA, 4747 nt
Organism: Cavia porcellus (domestic guinea pig)
Lineage: Eukaryota; Metazoa; Chordata; Mammalia; Rodentia; Caviidae
Gene: Epb41l2
Product: erythrocyte membrane protein band 4.1 like 2
Exons: 23
Coding region: 203-3517 (1104 amino acids)
Biological process (GO): cortical actin cytoskeleton organization
Cellular component (GO): plasma membrane; cytoskeleton
Molecular function (GO): actin binding; structural molecule activity
Source: RefSeq, a predicted model, not a curated record